Molecule: messenger RNA, 4325 nt
Organism: Onychostruthus taczanowskii (white-rumped snowfinch)
Lineage: Eukaryota; Metazoa; Chordata; Aves; Passeriformes; Passeridae
Product: receptor-type tyrosine-protein phosphatase eta-like
Exons: 23
Coding region: 384-3839 (1151 amino acids)
Biological process (GO): protein dephosphorylation; angiogenesis
Molecular function (GO): cadherin binding; protein tyrosine phosphatase activity
Source: RefSeq, a predicted model, not a curated record
CCUCGCCCGGCCCGGCUUGGCGGGGGGAGAUGUCAGAUGUCGGCAGGGAGAGAGGGAGGGGGGAAUGCGGGGAAGCCGCAGCCCCUCCGCCCGCUGCCAGACGGCCAUUUAAGCAGCGGCCGAGGGGCCGGCGGGAGGAGGCGAGCAGCGGCGGCGCAGGGAGGUGACCGGCCCGGCUCUCCGGCGGCCGUUGCCCCGCUCGCCCCCUCACUCCGCCCCGCGCAGGGCUUCCCCCGCGGCUCCGUCCCCCCGCCUCUCUUAGGGCGGGGCGCGGGGGAGGGCCGGGACGCCGGGCGGUGCGGGGCUCAGCCCGGCCAUGUCUCCGGGGGCGGCGGCGUCGGGCUGAGCGGCCGUGCGCGCAGCGGGGAGCGCUCUCCGCCACCAUGAGGCGGCUGCCCCUGCCCUGCCUCCUGCUGCUGCUGCCGCCGCUGCUGCUGCUGCCGGCCGAGGUCAGAUGUACAAUUGCUUGCACUGAGGACUGCAGCUCAAAAAAUGCAACUACAGAACCAGCAACCAGUAGUAAUGAUGGUUUAUCAGUAAACUCUGCAAGUGGGAACAGAACCUCUGCAGGUGGAAGAGUGGUCGAGGCUGCAUCACUAGCUGAUGAGACAAGAGGAUCCAGUGUGAUUUAUAAUCUCAAGGCAGAAUCCAUUGGUGUGACUAAUGUCACCUUAAAAUGGGUGGUGAAUGAUAGCGCUUCUGACACCUACACAUACAGGAUAGAGGUUGUAAAAGGUACAAGUGAUACACCUGAGAAGAUUGUGAAAUCCAAUGACACCAGAGCAGAAAUUACUGAGUUAAUCCCUGGGACACCGUACAGCUUCACAGUAUUUGCUGUAGCAGCUGAUGAUAAGACAGAAGGAGAAGGAAGUCCCAUACACCUGUGUACAAGGCCCAGCCAGGUUCUUGAUCUCAAGGCAGAAUCCAUUGGUGUGACUAAUGUCACCUUAAAAUGGGUGGUGAAUGACAGUGCUUCUGACACCUACACAUACAGGAUAGAGGUUGUAAAAGGUACAAGUGAUACACCUGAGAAGAUUGUGAAAUCCAAUAACACCAGAGCAGAAAUUACUGAGUUAAUCCCUGGGACACCGUACAGCUUCACAGUAUUUGCUGUAGCAGCUGAUGAUAAGACAGAAGGAGAGAGACGUUCCAUACACCUGUGUACAAAGCCCAACCCAGUUCUUGAUCUCAAGGCAGAAUCCAUUGGUGUGACUAACGUCACCUUAAAAUGGGUGACGAAUGACAGCGCUUCUGACACCUACACGUACAGGAUAGAGGUUGUAAAAGGUACAAGUGAUACACCUGAGAAGAUUGUGAAAUCCAAUGACACCAGAGCAGAAAUUACUGAGUUAAUCCCUGGGACACCGUACAGCUUCACAGUAUUUGCUGUAGCAGCUGAUAAUGUGACAGGAGAAGGAAGUCCCAUACACCUGUACACAAGGCCCAGCCGGGUUCUUGAUCUCGAGGCAGAAUCCAUUGGUGUGACUAAUGUCACCUUAAAAUGGGUGGUGAAUGACAGCGCUUCUGACACCUACACAUACAGGAUAGAGGUUGUAAAUGGUACAAAUGGUACUGUGAAGAACUUGCUGUCCAAUGCAACCAAGGCAGAAAUUACUGAGUUAAUCCCUGGGACACCGUACAGCUUCACAGUAUUUGCUGUAGCAGCUGAUAAAAAAACAGAAGGAGAAGGAGUGUCCAUAUUCCUGUAUACAAGGCCCAGCCGGGUUCUUGAUCUCGAGGCAGAAUCCAUUGGUGUGACUAAUGUCACCUUAAAAUGGGUGGUGAAUGACAGCGCUUCUGACACCUACACAUACAGGAUAGAGGUUGUAAAUGGUACAUUUGUGGAGAGCCUGACAUCCAAUGAAACCAGAGCAGAAAUUACUGAGUUAAUCCCUGGGACACCGUACAGCUUCACAGUAUUUGCUGUAGCAGCUGAUAAAAAAACAGAAGGAGAAGGAGUGUCCAUAUUGCUGGAUACAUUAACUGUCUCAGUGGAUUCACUUCAGUGUGAGCCAGUGGCCAAGCAGCCUUUCCUAAUGCUGAAGUGGAAAUGUCCUUAUGGUAACAACUCUGGCUUCAGAAUCAAAAUAUAUAAUAUAAGUACUUCUGAGGUAGUAAGAGAAGAAUCAGCUUCACGCUGCACAGUUGAAGGCUCUGAGCAAACCUUCCAAACACCACGUUUAAAUUUUUUCAGCACUUAUAAUGUUGCUAUCAUAACACUUUCAAAUGGCUCUGAAAGCUCUCCAGUGGACAAGUUGUGUCACACCAGCAUUACUGACCCACCUCCUCCAACUGAAGUUCCUUCAGUCAAGGUCGUCAGUCACAGCUCGUUGUCUGUUGAAUUCUCUGAUUUUGAUUCACUGAAUGGUCCAUUGGAAGCCUAUGCAAUAAUGAUUACAACAGAAGACCAAAGUUCUGAGUCUUUGAAGUCUAAAUUGAACAACACAUACAGAGAUUUCAAGAAGAAGACAACAACUGCUUAUGUUACAUAUGUUAUAAAAACAGAGCAGUCAGAAUCACAUUCUUCCCGUUCUCAGAGUGAUAAAAACAUCAUUAAUGUAGGCAAGGGAAACACAAUGUAUGGCUACGAAAAUGGACCAUUGAUCCCUCUUCGUUCAUACAGGGCAUGUGUUGCAGGUUUUACUAAUAUAACCUUUACGGACGAUGUAAUUGAGGGGGAAGAUAGUUACGUAUCAUUUUCACCCUGUUCUGAACCAGUCUUACUGCCCCAGGAUCCAGGUGUUAUUGCUGGAGUGGUUAUUGGAUGCCUCUUGGCUAUCUUGGCUGUAGUCGCUGUAGGGGGAUUCAUAUUCUGGAGGAGGAGAAGGAAAGAUAAAAGAAAUACUGAAGUGUCUUUUUCUCCAAUUAAAAUCAAGAAAUCAAAAAUGAUUAAAGUGGAGAACUUUGAGUCAUACUUUAAGAAGCAGCAAGCUGACUCCAACUGUGGUUUUGCUGAAGAGUAUGAGGAACUCAAGUCUGCUGGUGUUCAUCAGCCCAAAUUUGCUGCUGAACUUCCUGAGAACAGGGGGAAAAAUAGAUACAACAACGUCUUACCAUAUGAUAUUUCUCGUGUUAAACUUUCAAAUCAAAGCUCUGGAGCUGACUAUAUUAACGCAAACUAUAUGCCUGGUUAUAAUUCAAAGAAGGCAUUUAUUGCUGCACAGGGUCCAUUACCCAAUACCAUAGAAGACUUCUGGCAAAUGAUUUGGGAAAAGAGUAUCUACUCUAUUGUUAUGUUGACAAAAUGCGUGGAACAAGCCCGGACAAAAUGUGAGCAGUACUGGCCAGACAAACAACCUAAGAGCUAUGGUGACAUUAUUGUGACAAUGGUCUCAGAAGUUGUCCUUCCAGAAUGGACAAUAAGGGACUUCACUGUAGAAAAGUCCAACACCCCCGAGAGCCACACAGUGCGCCAGUUCCAUUUCACCUCCUGGCCGGAUCACGGCGUGCCAGAGACAACAGACCUUCUCAUCAACUUCAGGCACCUUGUCCAUGAGUACAACAGCCAGAAUCCAGUGGACUCGCCUACUCUGGUGCACUGCAGCGCUGGCGUCGGGAGGACGGGGACGUUCAUCGCCAUCGACCGCCUGAUCCAGCAGAUGGAGAUGGAGAACACCGUGGACGUGUACGGAGUGGUGUACGACCUCCGCAUGCACCGACCCCUCAUGGUGCAGACUGAGGACCAGUACGUCUUCCUAAACCAGUGUGUCAUGGACAUCAUUAAAUCCCAGAGGGAGAGGAAAACGGACCUUAUCUACCAAAACGUGACAGCAAUGGCAAUCUAUGAAAACUUCACACCUGGGCCAGCCUUUGGGAAGGCCAAUGGCUACCAUGCAUAGUCCAGAAGGAACCCAGUGCCUCCAUCCAGGAGAUGUUACCUGCCCAUAGGAGAAGGAGGUGUCCGACUCGUGUUUUCUGGGAUUGUGUGCAGUGUUUCAUGUCUGGCUUCUCCAGUUCUGUCUGCAUUCAAAGGUGUGAUCUACAGGAGGAAAAACACAACACUGGCAGGAGCUGCAGACUCAUGUUAAAAAAACCCAAACAACAAAACCCAAGCAAAACUUUUUAAAGUUAACAGAGGAAUCUUGUUUUUUCUUGGGAAUGUAACAGUACUGAUAGGUGAAAUAGCAUUUGCAGUAUGAACAGUGAACUAGAGUUUAAAUAUUAAAAUAAUAACACAAGCUUUUUAUUACAAUUUUAUAUGAUUUCAUUUACAGACACCAGGCUGAUGGGUUGUUUUAAUAUAUUUAAUUAUAAGUUUCAGGAACAUAUUUUAUCUACUGUAUCUGGUUACUUAGUUAAUAGAUAUGUGCCUCUGUGAUCUAUUU